UGUACUCUAUGGUCUAUGUGCCCGAGCACAAGACAUAGUAUUGGGAACUCAGUGCAGUGCGACGGUGUUGUUCCAUGUAGAGUAAUGGUGUUUGCGCGUGUGAUGUGGGGAGUACGAUUUUGCUAGCGACCAUGUCUUGGCGUCCGCUGCUGCUGCUCUGCCUUCUGGCGGCCGCGCUCGCCAACCAGCUAGAAGACAUACCCCAUAAUGAAGUCAAAAACUGGGCGUUAAAAUUUGGCGUGGACCUGUGGGAGUUUGGGCGGCAUUUCACGAAAAUGAAUCAAAUUCAAAAUAAAUACCAUGAGUACAACGUGGAGGUCGUUCGGAAAGACGGACUUCUUCUUGUGCGAGAGCUUGCUGCAGAAGUAAAAAAUCAUAUGGAUUUCAAAAUAAACGCCGUUAAGCGUAUAAUGGACUCAGCAGAGGCCGCCGCAUUAUCGGCUGGUGGUGGGGGAUCAGAUGGUACUCCUGGUACGUACUACGACGCUCGAUGGCUUAAUGUCCACGCUGAUGAUGGGACUUUAGCGGCGCGCGCUCGGCGUCUCAUGCUCGCUCCUAGCCGUCACUUUGACCACAUCGCCGUUAACACCAGCUACAGCGCUGUGCUCAUGCCACCUUAUAUUAACACUGACGAUCCCGAAGUGCAGAACCAGAUAGCAUGGUCUGAGCAUUUGGAUCCACUUUUAGUUAACAACUACGAAAUUGACCCGACACUUUCAUGGCAGUAUUACGCCUCGUCAUCUGGGUUUAUGAGAAGAUAUCCAGCUAUGUCCUGGCCACCGGAAGAUGGUUAUUCACACCACGCACGUGAUUUCUACGACUUCAGAUCGUCAAAUUGGUUCGUGGAAGCAGCGACAUCACCGAAGGACUUGGUCAUCCUUCUUGAUGAUUCAGACGACAUGGGAUCAUCAUAUCGAAGACUGGCGAAGGCCACAAUCUCAGCAUUAUUGGAUACCCUAGGGCCUAAUGACUUUGUCAAUAUUUAUAGAUACAGUGAUACUGUAUCGGAGUUACAUCAGUGCUACACGAAGAUUUUGGCUCAGGCUGUACCGGAGUCGAUACGUGAACUGAAAAGUGCAGUCUGGGCAGCUGAGCCGUCGGGUGGUGCAGCUAACUUAACCGGAGCUCUCACAACAGCUUUUGAAAUCCUUCAAAGGUACAACCGAACCGGACAGGGUUGCCAGUGCAAUCAGGCGAUAGCUGUUAUAGGUGCGGGGGGAGGGGCUAGCGGGGUUAAGGGUGUGUUUCGCGCGUGGAAUUGGCCACAUAUGCCCGUAAGAAUAUUCACGUACCGCGUAGGAGGUGACGCUACUUCAGGAAGUAAUAUGAAAGAUAUGGCGUGUACGAAUAAAGGUUUCCACGUGACAAUUAACGACCACAGCGAGAUCCGGGCCAAGGUUCUUCACUUCGUAGAAGUCUUGGCGAGACCACUGGUAAUGUACCAGACUAUACACCCGGUCCACUGGAGUCCCGUUUACGUGGGAGGGAGGAGUAGCAGCUUGGACGACGACGGAAUGGGACAGCUGAUGACGUCGGUCACAGUACCUAUCUUCGACCGGAGGAACCAUACCCAAAGAGAAGCCAAUCUACUUGGUGUAGUGGGUACCGAUGUUCCCGUCGAUCAAAUAAAGAAGCUCGUAGCACCAUACAAGCUUGGAGUAAACGGUUACUCCUUCAUGGUGGACAACAACGGGCAUGUUUUAUAUCAUCCAGAUUUGAGACCACUGUAUACGAACGAGGAGUAUACAGAGACGCUGCGUCCACUUUAUUCAAGCAUCGACCUCACAGACGUGGAGUUACUUGUCGACUCUGAUGAGAAUUCCCGUGUUAAUCUCACCUCCCUUUUACUUGACCUGCGCCACGACAUGAUAGAGCAGCGAGAGGGUGAAACAGAGAUAGGUGUCAAGGUACAAUACGACGGUAUGCGACGAGUAGCAACACGUCGCCAGAGAUAUUUCUACAGCCCAGUGGAAGACACUCCUUAUUCCAUCGCCGCCGUGUUGCCUGAUGGCUACGGAAUGUACGAACUGCAAGCGGAGCAGGAAAUCAAGCAUAGUCCUAUAAAUAUUACAGAAUAUUUUAAGGGAGAUAACUGGAAAGUUCAUCCAGACUGGGUGUACUGCGAAUAUGCUUCGACAUCAGACCAAACGUUCAACUCUCCAGAGGAGCAAUUAUUACAUUUUCUGACGCGUACGGGCCGCCCCGGUUGGAAGUGGAUGUCUUUACGCCCGCGCGCGCUCACACUCCACAACGCGCAUAAGAAACAGGAGAGAGACUCUUAUUACUGCGAUAAAACUUUAGUUCAGUCCUUAGUUCGAGACGCAAUGGUAAUAAAAGAAUUAGACGCACAUACUGGACAUUCUAGCCAUCACUCACACCCGAUAGCGACAUUAAUGGCAUUAUUGACAAGGCAAGGCCGCUUCCACAAGUUCGUGGUAACUAUGUCCUUCAUUGCAACACGGAGUGGUCUUCUUAGGUGGACAGAAAAUAUAAAUACAACGAGAUCUACCGACUCUGUUGAUCCACAUUUUAGCGAGAAAUACGCGCGAUCGUUUGAUUCUGAAUGGUAUCGUCGCGCAGUAGAACAUCACUCUAUCGAGCCCGAGAGCUUUGUCUUCUCGGUGCCAUUUCGUGAUGGCUCUGAGGCAGAUGACUUCAAUGGCAAGCCUCCAUUAGUGCUCGCGACUCAUGCCGUGUUUGUAGAGUCAAGGGGCCACAGGGCUCCAGCUGCGGUAGUGGGUUUGCACUUUCAACUAGAUUCGCUGGCUAAACAUUUCCUUAAUGUUACAUCAACGUGCACAGCUGGAAGUGUCUGCAAAAAGACGUGUGCUGGGGACGAACUUGACUGCUACAUUUUAGAUGAUAAUGGCUUUAUCAUUCUAUCAGAGGACGUAUCACAAACAGGACGUUUCUUUGGUCAAGUCGACGGGACUAUAAUGGAUUCUUUGGUUCAAGACAAAAUCUACAAAAAAGUUAUAGUUCAUGACCACCAAGGGCGGUGUCCCGAUUCCAGAAACCAAUUCAGUGGAGACGGAAAUAAGUUAGCCCCAAUGAAGCCGUUAUCUUGGCUCGGUGGAUAUUUAACUCAUUUGUUAGCAGUGUGGUAUCCUCUAUGGAAUUCUGUUGUUGCUCAUCCUUAUACGGAAGAUGAAAGCGGGCACUCUAUAGAUUACGAAGACUAUGAAGGAGAAGAGGACUUAGAGCGAGACCAUGGCACGUACGAGAUCAUUAUAGACGGUGCAGGUGAUGUUAAUCAUGAGCCUAGCAUUCCGCCGCCUCACAUGCCAAGAGAACCUCCACGAGAAGCUGCAAGAUCGGCAGCUGUACGGCCUUGCGAUACUAGUGCUGAGCUCUUCACACUACAAUCGACGAGGCUAAACGCAGCACAACCACUGAAAGGGAAACUGACUAAUUGCCAUAACUCUGGCUGCGAAAGGCCAUUCAGCGUGCAGAAGAUCCCGCACAGCAACCUGAUCCUGUUAGUAGUAGACACGUUAUGCCCAUGCGGUGCAAAAAGACUGGACGUCCGUGCUCGGGAGGCACCGCCCCGCGCUGCGUGUCGCCGCCCCCCGCGCGCCUCGCACCGCCGCAGACCUCGCUCAUGCGUCUCUUACCACCCCGAGGAAAUCGAGAUCCAGUCCUGUGGACGCGCCGGUCGAUUGGAAGCUGCAACCGCACUGUCUUGUGUUCUAUUACUGCGGCUAUGCCUCUCGCUCGUCACGUGACUAUCUCGCCCUUAAAUCGACCGCAAUAGCUUUCCAUACCCAUAUCGAAUUUCAUAUCACUAUCAUUUUACCUAGAACAAGAAAGCUCGGCGAGUCGAUGUACGUUGUGUUCGAAUCGCGUGUGUUGUUGGACGAUGCUUGGACUGAUUUUGUCGUUAACCAAUGUCUGGUAAUACUCGAAUGGGUAGACGUUUUCAGGAAAUAAUUUACACUUCUAUAUAUUCUGAAAAUACUUUUUAAGAGGUCGUGUAAUGAGGAGUUAUUUUCCAGAAAUAUCUAAAUGUCUAAGACCCGAGUACUACAGUAUAGUCUACGUGAAAUGCUUAGGAGUUUUGAUCAAUUUUAUCGACUGAAGUUUUGGUCCGACCAAGUGAACUUUUGAUCUUGUUUUGAGACAGGAUUAUUUAUUUUAAGGUAAGAUACGGUUUAGAAAGUUUCCCCUCUUUGUUCAGUUCUCAUAUUAUAACUACGAUGCAUUUGCGUAUAGGUAGGUAACUAAUAUCUUGUUAAAUUUAAUUAAAUAUUAACUUGAAAAUCUUAUAAAUUAUAGAGAUGUUAAUAGGUGAUAAAUGAUUUAACCUAAACUAAUUACUGUUUUAGAAAAAUUUAUAUGUGUUGAUCCUGACUCAGUUUUUUCUCCAGAUCAAACUUAUUGAAAAUAUACUCUUUAUGUAUAUACAGAUAAAUUGCAUUUAUAGAGUAUUAUUUUAUGUGUGCCUGUGUUAAGUAAAAUAAGUUGUUGCUGUGAGCGACAUCGUGUUAUUGAGGAUAAAUUUUUAAUCUAUGAGAAAAUUAUGGGAUAUUCUUUUAGAAAUUUCGAUGGUCUAAUAUAUUCAACGACUUUUACUGUUCGAUGUCCUUGCAGUGACUUCACUUAGUAGUUGUUAGGGAUUUUCACGCUUAAUCUUUGAAUAAUAUUUGAGAAAAUUAAAGUUCUCGUAUUUUAUUGUACAUAUUUACUAUUUUGAUGGCCUACGCAUAACGUGUGCCACUAAUUAAAAAAUAAUAAUAUAAAUUAAAUGUAACUUUGGUCAUUUACAAUUUAUAUAACAGACGUACUUACAUAUGUCAUGAAGGUCUAUGAACCGUUAUUUUCCUAAAUUCAAUAAAUGCUGUUACCAUAAAAUAUCGUUAACGAUCAGUCUCGCUAUAACAUUUUCCCCUGUACAAUAUUUUUUCUUGUCUAUACUGUUGCUAUUGUAUUUGUAUAAAAUUAAUCAUUGAUGGUAUUCUAAGUGUAUAACUUUGAGAGUGCUUGCUGUUGUCCAUUUUUAUAUAUAAAAUAUAAUAUGUGAAUGUCCGCAAAGCUCUGAAAUAGUACAAAUUACUUAGUAUUUCUCACAUUGUGUGCCAAAUACAGCAGUAUUAUAUUUCAAAUGUCCAAUUAUAUUAUUAUUUUCGCUUGGACAAAAGCAAGCCCAUUGAAACGAAAAUAAAUGUUUUGAUGGCAAAUCUAAAGAGAGCACUAAUAGGUUACAAAAAAAUUACAGAGAAUAAUGGUUUUACGUAGAAAAUAAUUUUGAUUUUUAUUAUUCCGUUAAAACAUACAGUUUAUGUAUUAUAGAUAAAUAUAUAGCCUCGUACAUAGUUCAUAAUGUGAAGUAAAUUGCGUUCCUUCGCGAAUGUAGUCACAAACGUGACUUAAGUAUGGACAUUCCAGAGAUUGUCAGUGGUUCCAUUCUAUUCAUAAUGUUGUAUCCGUAUGUAUUUACAGUGUUGUUGAAGAAAGCUUUUGAAAUAUUGUACAUUUUGUAUAAACUAUACAGUAAGGAGUCAAUAAACAUGUAAUCGUUUCUACCGGUGAGUGUUAACGAAUAAUGUAUUGAAAGUGCUUCUUGAAAGCGUCGAGUCUUCCAUAGCAGUCGUGAGGCGUGUUUACUCUAACUAAGUAUUAAAAUGAUAAUAAUAGUGUAUACUCAUAGAAUAGGGACGCUCGCGUGCGUAUAUUUCGAGUUGCACAGCGCGGGCUUAGUUCUAUCAUAGACACAAAAGAUACCUCGUUUAGUUACGCAAUAAUAGCUAGACGGUCAGUGUUGAUUUCGCGUUUAUUUCAUGGACAUAUCAAAUCAGGCACCAAAUACUAAAUAAGCGAUUUUUUGUAUAUUUUCGAUUGUUGUCUUAAAGUCUUUUUAAGGAGGCCUCAGUCAAUCUAGGAUAAUUUCAAAAUCCGCCAUAGUAGAUUUAUAUAUCAUCGUAGAGUAAGUAGAGAAAUAAAAGGAUAGAGUAAAACUCAAUUAUUUAGCUUAUUGUUUUGCAGUGCGCCAUUGAAAGAGGUCUUCUUAAGUUAAAUCUUUUAAUAAGGUUUGUAAUCUUGGCAAGUGUUAAGACGGUGAUUGUCGCCAUUCGAUUCAUUGGUAUUGACUUUUAUAAAAAAACAUCCCUUUGUUUCAUCCUUUUAAUAUACUAUCGUGCCCUCGUUAACGCUUUUAGAAUAUAGAUAAUACUCGAAAUUUGUGGAUUAUUGAAAAUUCGUGAGUCAAUGUCGCCGUCAGUUUAUUUGGUUAGUGGAUGUAUUAUAAUUGUUGUCUAUGACACGGUCGACUGUGAAAAUGGUUCUCUAGUGUAAUUCUAAAUAUUCUUUUUGUUACUUGCCAGUUCACGCUAUAGAUAAACCGUAAUUACAAUAAAUAAAGUUCUCUUAUAACAUUG
Molecule: messenger RNA, 6374 nt
Organism: Pieris brassicae (large cabbage white)
Lineage: Eukaryota; Metazoa; Arthropoda; Insecta; Lepidoptera; Pieridae
Gene: stol
Product: voltage-dependent calcium channel subunit alpha-2/delta-3
Exons: 25
Coding region: 132-3725 (1197 amino acids)
Cellular component (GO): voltage-gated calcium channel complex
Molecular function (GO): voltage-gated calcium channel activity
Source: RefSeq, a predicted model, not a curated record